AUGGAUUUUCGUAGCAAAAAGUUUCUUACUGAUCAUAUUCAAGAUACCUUAUUGUUUUACAAAAAUUCUGUUGAUGAAAAUGGUGGGGGAUUUUAUCAAUUUUAUAAAGAUGAUGGUACCGUGUAUGAUAAACAUACACGACAUUUAGUAUCAUCAACAAGAUUCGUUUACAAUUAUGCAAUGGCCUAUUUACAAUUUAAAAAACCCGAUUAUUUACAACGAGUAAAGCAUGGUCUAGAUUAUAUACGCAAUGUUCAUAGAAAUCCUAAAACAGGUGGAUAUGCGUGGGUUAUUAAUGAUGGAAAAAUUGUUGACGAUACAAAUCACUGCUACGGUUUUGCAUUUGUCGUAUUGGCAUACGCGUGUGGUGUAAAAGUUGGAAUUGAAGAAGCACGUCAAUGGAUAGCUGAAACGUUUGACACAAUGGAAAAACACUUUUGGUUGCCAGAUUUUGGUUUGUAUGCCAGUGAAGCAAGUGUUGACUGGAAAGUAGCAAACUAUCGAGGCCAAAAUGAUAAUAUGCAUUCAUGUGAAGCUAUGAUAGCCGCUUAUGAAGCGACUAAAGAACAACGUUAUCUCGAUCGAGCAAAUAUUUUAGCAGAUAAUAUGGUCAAUCGUCAAGCAAAACAUUCAAAUGGUCAAGUUUGGGAACAUUUCAAAGACGACUGGUCACCAGACUUAGAAUAUAAUAAAAAUGUACGAACAAAUAUCUUUCGGCCAUGGGGUAUUCAAACGGGACACCAGACGGAGUGGGCAAAAUUAUUAUUGAUACUCGAUCGAUAUACACCAUUAGACUGGCAUUUAUCAAGAGCAAAAGAUUUGUUUGAUCGUGCAAUGAAAUAUGGAUGGGAUAAAAAUAAUGAUGGUUUAAUGUACGGUUACGAUUUGGAUGGGAAUCCUUAUGAUGAGGACAAGUACUUUUGGGUACAAGCCGAAAGUUUAGCUGCUGCUGCUUUGUUAGCAGAUCGUACUAAUGACGAGCAUUAUUGGCAAUGGUAUGAUAAAAUCUGGAAAUAUAGUUGGAACUAUUUUAUUGAUCAUGAAUAUGGGGCUUGGUAUAGAAUAUUGACACCAGAUAAUAAAAAAAUUAGUGAUGAAAAAUCACCAGCUGGAAAAACGGAUUAUCAUACAAUGGGUGUUUGUUAUGAAGUUUUAAACGUGAUUAAAAGCUGA
Molecule: messenger RNA, 1173 nt
Organism: Didymodactylos carnosus
Lineage: Eukaryota; Metazoa; Rotifera; Eurotatoria; Philodinida; Philodinidae
Source: the annotation of a GenBank genome assembly